AUGUCACUCAGCGGCGCUCGGAGUCCAACGACGCCGGAGGCCGACCUGGAGAGCCUCCAGUGUCACUUCACAUGGAACCUGAACCCGCCCAGAUCCAAACUGUUCCUUCUCAGGGAUAAGCUGGAAGACAUUGGCACUGUGGAGGGAUACAGCUGGCUGGGACAUAUUUACAACUUGCAGGGUUACAUACACUACCAACUGGGAAGCACGAAAGAUGCCCUGCGUUUCUUCGGCAGGGCUGCAGAGGCUUUGCGUCAGAUGAGAAAUACCGUCUCCGAGGAGGGCCCUUGGCUCGUGGUCAACUACGGGAACUUGGCUUGGCUGCACUACCACAUGGGAAAACUGGCAGAAAGUCAAACGUACCUGUCCAAGGUCGCUGACCUUCUGAUCGAAUAUCCUUCUCCAUGUCACGAGGAACUCCACUCAGAGAUCUGUGCUGAAAAGGCCUGGGCCCUGAUGAAAUUUGGAGAAGACAAUACCCUCCUGGCGGUGCACUAUUUUCAGCGAGCCAUCAGGAUGCAGCCGGACAUAACUGAGUGGCACACCAGUCACGUCUUAGCAUUAGUCAGCACUUCUCGGCUUUAUAAAACCCGACUCGAUGCGAACACUUUUGAGAAAAUGAAAAUAGCUCGGAAACACGACCCGAAAAAUCUCUACCUGUCAACAAUUUACCUCGCGGCUUGUGCUGGCAGGGGAAGAAGAAUUGAAGGCGAAGCCUGCCGAUUGGCGAAGAACAUUUUGAAAAAGCCUGUCAGCAGCUACAGUGGCAUCAAACCCUUGCUUAAACUGUACAGAGUGUAUAUGUCAAUUGAUGAAGCUCUUGACUUGGCAGAGGAAGCUCUUGAGAGACAUCCAGGAGAGCGUUAUCUGAAGAGGUGUGCGGCAAUCUGCUACAAAAAGAAAAUCCUGUCACACGGGGACAUUCCGCAGGAACAAAUCGUGAUCGACAAGGCAAUCAGCCUCUACACAGAAGUUAUUGCGCUCUACCAUCAAUCGUCCCUCAAAAGAAAAAUAACCCUCGCAACCAUAUACGUAAAGUCAACUCACAACCGAGCUAAAGCUGGCGAGAUGUUCGAGGAACUGCUACACCAGAGCGAUCAGGAACCUGGAGACAGGCAGAUGCUUUAUAACUACUAUGCAAAAUAUUUACAUCUCACUCAGAAGCAGAGCUACAAGUCCAUCGAAUAUUACAUGAGGGCAGCGGCAAUACAGCAUCCAUCGGUCUAUCGUGUAAACAGCAUCCAAAUUCUCGAGAAAAUUCGAGAAAGGAACAGAAACCGAAUGUGCGCAGAAAUAGAGGACUUUCUCCACGACCUACCAGACUGA
Molecule: messenger RNA, 1326 nt
Organism: Phycodurus eques (leafy seadragon)
Lineage: Eukaryota; Metazoa; Chordata; Actinopteri; Syngnathiformes; Syngnathidae
Product: interferon-induced protein with tetratricopeptide repeats 1-like
Exons: 2
Coding region: 1-1326 (441 amino acids)
Biological process (GO): defense response to virus
Cellular component (GO): cytosol
Molecular function (GO): protein binding
Source: RefSeq, a predicted model, not a curated record